Molecule: messenger RNA, 2021 nt
Organism: Juglans regia (Persian walnut)
Lineage: Eukaryota; Viridiplantae; Streptophyta; Magnoliopsida; Fagales; Juglandaceae
Product: lecithin-cholesterol acyltransferase-like 4
Exons: 11
Coding region: 253-1857 (534 amino acids)
Biological process (GO): lipid metabolic process
Molecular function (GO): glycerophospholipase activity
Source: RefSeq, a predicted model, not a curated record
CUUUUGUUUUUAUUUUGCUGUGUAUCUGCCGCUGUGAAGCUUCGCGGUCACGCCCUCUGACAGCUUAACGACGCGCUCAUAAAUCCAAACCGCAAUCCCAAUUUUCUUUCUUCCUUCAAUUCCUCAAAAUUAAGAUUUCUAAUCAACCAUCGGACCCUUAAAAACCUGCAUUUUUUUCUUUUAAAAGAAAAUCCAUACCCUACAAAAAAACCCACACUUUUGAUCCAAUUAAUUUUAGGGAUUCGACACGGAAUGGCCGUGCUGUUGGAGGAAAUCGUGCACUCGGUGGAGCUUUGGCUGAAGCAUCUCAGGAAGAAGCCCCAACCGUACGUGGACCCGAAUCUCGACCCGGUUUUGUUGGUGCCCGGCGUCGCCGGUUCGAUUCUUAAGGCCGUUAGUAACGAUAACGGUAAGGAGGAGCGGGUUUGGAUUCGGAUUUUUGGCGCGGACUACAAGUGCCGGACCAAGCUUUGGUCUCGCUUCGACCCCUCUACAGGUACAACUAUGUCUUUGGACCCAAAAUCAAGUGUUGUGGUUCCUGAGGACAGAUUCGGACUAUAUGCAAUUGAUGUGUUGGACCCUGACAUGAUCAUUGGUCGUGAUUGUGUUUAUUAUUUUCACGAGAUGAUUGUUGAGAUGAUCAAAUGGGGUUUUCAAGAGGGACAGACACUUUUUGGAUUUGGUUAUGAUUUCCGCCAAAGUAACAGGUUGCCUAAAACAUUGGAGCGGUUAGCUGCAAAACUAGAGUUAGUAUACAAUGCUUCUGGAGGGAAAAAGAUAACCAUCAUAAGUCAUUCCAUGGGGGGUCUUCUGGUGAAAUGUUUCAUGUGCCUGCAUAGUGAUAUUUUUGAGAAAUAUGUGAAGAAUUGGAUUGCAAUUGCUGCACCGUUUCAGGGUGCACCUGGAUAUGUCAUAUCUACCUUUUUGAAUGGAAUGUCAUUUGUUGAAGGGUGGGAACAGAAUUUUUUUAUAUCAAAAUGGAGCAUGCACCAGCUGCUGAUCGAAUGUCCAUCAAUUUAUGAAUUGAUGAGUUGUCCAAGUUUUGAUUGGCAACAAAUUCCUCUCCUAGAGAUCUGGAGAGAAAGGCUAGACAGUGAGGGGAACUCUCAUAUUAUCCUAGAGUCUUACCCUCCAGCAGAAAAUAUAGAAAUUUUUAAGGAAGCUCUUUCAAGUAACACGGUCAAUUACGAUGGUGAAAUUAUUCCCCUACCAUUCAACUUGGAGAUCUUGAAAUGGGCUAAUGAAACACACGAGGUUUUAUCUAGUGCUAAAGUGCCUUCUAGAGUUAAAUUCUACAAUAUAUAUGGGAUCAAUCUUGAGACACCCCAUAGUGUCUGUUAUGGAAGUGAGGAAACUCCGGUUUCAGAUUUACUACAACUACCAUUUUUCGAGCCUAAAUACAUAUGUGUUGAUGGUGAUGGAACAGUUCCGACAGAGUCAGCUAAGGCCGAUGGGCUCAAUGCAGAAGCAAGGGUUGGAGUCCCUGGUGAGCAUCGAGGAAUUCUAUGUGACCAUCAUGUAUUUCGUAUUCUCAAGCACUGGCUGAAGGCAGAUUCGGACCCUUACUACAACCCUCUAAAUGAUUAUGUGAUUUUACCCACUGCAUUUGAAAUGGAAAAGCACAGGGAGAAAGGCUUCCAAGUAACAUCGCUUAAAGAAGAAUGGGAAAUCAUCUCAGAAGAUGACCAAGACAGUGUUGCUGAUACAAAGCCUUCGGUGAGCUCCAUAUCGGUUUCUCACGUUGGAGACUAUCAAUCUUCAUGGGCUGAGGCUCAUGCUACUGUCAUUAUUCACCCUCAAAAUGAGGGCAAGCAGCAUGUUGAGCUGAAUGCCAUAAGUGUGUCAGUUGAUUCCUAAAUCAGUUCCUAUCAAACUGUUUUAUUGAAUGGAUGGAAAAGGAUGGAAAGUCUCCUGUACCAUCCGUGUGGUUAAGAUCUUGUAAAAUCAAGAAUGAACUUACGAGAUACAUAUGAUAUGUAAAUGUCUGUACAGAGUAAUUGUAAAAAAAAAAAAAAAAAAAA